AUGGCAGAGGCUCAGUCUAUCAAAGAGCAUAGCUGCCACCUCCUCAAUUUCUUCUACGAUGAAUGCAACUCCUGCGCUCUCACUCCCUUUAUCAAUGGUGUGCGCUUCCAUCUCAUUGUGGAUCCAGAUGAACUCAAGUCUCCCAAGAAUAAACCGAUCUUGCCGUCUUAUCUAGACCUCCUCGGAGCCGUCAAGACUGAGGGAGGCAAAGCUGACAUAGCUGCUGCCAAAGGUUUUGAAGAUGCUCAGGCCACCACGGCUGCACCGCAGCAAGCACGGACAACCGGUACCAAGAUUCAACAGGACAGCGACAGUGCGAUAGACCUCAGGGCGGACCAAGAGAAAUCAUCAGACGAAGAUGCAAGAAAUAAGCAUGUCGACGCAGCAACGGACCUUCAGAACUAG
Messenger RNA from Exophiala aquamarina CBS 119918, 405 nucleotides. RefSeq lists its product as uncharacterized. The record is from RefSeq and is a predicted model, not a curated record. The transcript has a single exon. The coding region runs from base 1 to 405 and encodes 134 amino acids. NCBI's taxonomy places the organism in Eukaryota, Fungi, Ascomycota, Eurotiomycetes, Chaetothyriales, Herpotrichiellaceae.